Dioscorea cayenensis subsp. rotundata (Guinea yam) is the source of this 895-nucleotide messenger RNA. Its product is annotated as putative aminotransferase AatC. The coding region runs from base 394 to 735 and encodes 113 amino acids. The transcript has 3 exons. Gene Ontology annotation, molecular function: pyridoxal phosphate binding; L-kynurenine:2-oxoglutarate transaminase activity. Gene Ontology annotation, biological process: biosynthetic process. NCBI's taxonomy places the organism in Eukaryota, Viridiplantae, Streptophyta, Magnoliopsida, Dioscoreales, Dioscoreaceae. Gene Ontology annotation, cellular component: cytoplasm. The record is from RefSeq and is a predicted model, not a curated record.
UCGAUAAGAACCACAGGAGUUUAGGAAUAAGAACGACAAGAGUUUAGGAUUCAUUUCUUGCAAGCUGUUUAAUAUGAUGAUUCUACAAAAGUUUUGACUUCUUAUCUGCUUUUUUUUUAUUUGAUGAUUUAACUUGAUGUCAUUAGAGUCCUUUGACUAACAAGAACUGCUUCAAAAAUGCUCGGAUAGUUGGGCAAUACAUACUAUUGUGAUGUUUAUGAAACUGAGACAGGCUGGAGGAUCGGUUGGGCUUGUGCUACACCAAACAUAGCAUCUGCAAUCAGAAACAUUCACGUAAGGAUUACAGAUUCGGCUCCCUCACCUUUUCAGGAAGCUGCACUAACUGCCUUGACGAGCUCCCCAUCCUACUUUACAUCCUUACGAAGACUUUGCAUGUUGUUAAAGGAAUAUGAGGCAAGGAGAGAUCACAUUGUGGCCAUAUUGUCCAAGCUUGGCUUUGAAAUUCAGUGCAAACCUCAGGGUUCAGUAUUCGUGUUUGCAGUGAUUCCCAAGAACUGGUUACACUCCGACGUUGAUUUUGUUAGAGCCUUGAUUCAAAAAGCCGGUGUGGCAGCAGUGCCCGGCUGCGGGUUCUUCCAUUUGGAUUCUAAUGGUGAGAUCUAUCGAAAUAGAUACAUUAGGUUUGCUUUCUGCAAGAGCGAAGCGACGCUGGCUGCUGCUGCUCGAAAAAUGCAAGAUAUUGCCAAUAGUGAUGGAUCGCUGCAGCUCGAUUAGAAGCAAAGUAAGAUUUUACUGUUUCAUUGUUAUUUCCAAAGACUUGUUUUUUUUUCCGCUUAAUUAAUUAAGACUAAAAUCUCGACAAAUAAAUUGCCAUAGUUCAACACGCUAUAUAUUUUGGAAGUAACAAGAUUUGAUGGAAAAAGUUAUUGAUCAA